Cololabis saira (Pacific saury) is the source of this 7878-nucleotide messenger RNA. RefSeq names its product intersectin 2b (gene itsn2b). Bases 262 to 5880 code for a protein of 1872 amino acids. Gene Ontology annotation, molecular function: guanyl-nucleotide exchange factor activity; calcium ion binding; protein binding. Gene Ontology annotation, biological process: intracellular signal transduction; positive regulation of Rho protein signal transduction. Lineage: Eukaryota; Metazoa; Chordata; Actinopteri; Beloniformes; Belonidae. The record is from RefSeq and is a predicted model, not a curated record. The transcript is spliced from 40 exons.
UUGCGGUGACACUGCUGUCAGCAACAGGUCCUCGCUCGCACCAUUUCCGUGACCAAAACUCCACAUUUCUGCCUCAACUGCAACACCUCCGCGGAAACUAGGCUUGACAGUGUCUCGGAAAUCGUUCAAAAGUGGUGUAUUUAAUCAUUUGGGGCAACUCGGGCGCUUUGGAAGUUGGUGUAUUUCCACCGCUGGUGGUAAGAGAGCAGAUGGCUGUGAGCAGUGUCUGAGGACGCCACUGGGAGUUCUCCAAUUGCAAACAUGAAUGGUGGUUCAAGUAUCUGGGCAAUAUCUCCUGAGGAGAGGACCAAACAUGACCAAAAGUUUGAUACUCUGUCCCCGUCCAUGGGCUGUGUGUCAGGAGAACAAGCCAGGAAGUUUUUCCUCCAGUCGGGGCUGCCUGCCUCAGUGUUGGCUGAGAUAUGGGCUCUGGCUGACAUUAACAAGGAUGGGAAGAUGGACAGGUUGGAGUUUUCUAUUGCUAUGAAGCUAAUAAAGCUAAAACUCCAGGGCACAUCACUUCCAUCAGCGCUGCCAAUCAUCAUGAGGCAGCCUCCAGUGCCCGUUCCCACCCUUAAUAACCCCAGCUCAUCCAUGUCCAACGCUGUCUAUGGUAUUGGUCCUAUGUCCAUGAUGCUCGGACCAAAUCUGCAGACGUUGACUCCUGUGGCAGCCCCUGGACUUUCGUCUUUGACCCCAGUGACGGGCCUCAGCCAUCUGGUUCCCACGGCAACGGGACUGAACCCACUAAUGGCUUCAGUGCCAACCAGGCCCCUGAUGCCCGCUGUUGGAAACACUGCACUGUCGAAUGGCACCAUGGGACUUCUCCAGCCAAUCCCCACUGGAUCUCUGGUUCUUGGCCUACCUCUUUCUGCAUCUUCUUACUCCUCUCCGCUUGGACUCUCCUCAUCUCCUGGUACAAAUAUGACCUCUUCACUGCUGGGCAUGGCAUCUGGCAGCCCGGCGUCAUUAUCUCCGUCAAUGAUGUCCUCCACGGCUGCUGUUCCCAGUGACUGGGCCGUGCCUCACGCCUCUCGACUGAAAUACAGACAGCUGUUCAACAGCUUGGAUAAACAAAUGACCGGCCACCUGACUGGUCUGCAAGUGAGAGGUGCCAUGGCAACCACGAUGCUGACACAGACACAGCUGGCCUCAAUUUGGAAUUUAGCUGAUGUUGAUAAGGAUGGCAAGCUGAGAGCAGACGAGUUUAUUCUGGCGAUGCAUCUUGUGGACAUGGCAAAGUGUGGACAACCGUUGCCUCUGACGCUGCCAGCUGAGUUGGUGCCACCCUCACAGAGGAGUUCAGUGAACGGCUCCAGCUCUUCUGUCUACGCAGCUUUCGCUGAGGAUCUGGAGAUAGAACCUCCACAGAAAGUUAAAAGCAACUUGUCAUUUGAGGAUAAAUACAAAGCCAACCUGGAGCGAGGGAAUGCUGAGCUGGAGAAACGACGACAGGCGCUGCUGGAGGCAGAGAGGAGGGAGAGGGAGCGGCGUGCUCAGAAGGAGAGGGACGCACGUGAGAGGAGGGAGAGGGAGGCCAGGGAGGCUGAGGAGAGGCUGAGGAAAGAAGAAGAGAGGAGGCUGGAGCGGCAGAGGGAGCUGGAGAGACAGAAAGAGGAGGAGAGACAGAGGGAAAUAGAGAGAAAGGAGGCUGCACAGCGGGAGCUCGAACGUCAGAGGAAGGAGGAAUUUGAGAGGAGGAAGCGUGGAGAGCUGCAAAUUAAGAAGGAGCAGGAGCAGGAUGACAUUAUCAAACUCAAGGCUAAGAAGAGGAGUCUGGAAAUGGAGUUGGAGGCUGUGGGAAACAAACAUCGUCAGAUAUCAGAUCGACUGCGCGAUAUUCACAACAAGAAAAAGCUUCAGAAGACUGAGCUGGAUCUGAACAAUCAAAGGAAAGAAACACGACAACAGGACAUUAGCAGUCUGCAAAAACAGAUAGAGGAUUUCCAGAGGAAGCUGUCCCAACUGACCCCUGAGCAGAAGAGACUGACAGAGAAACUCAGAAACAUGGCUGUGAAUAACAUGGCGGUGUCAUCCAUGUCCACCAUGAAGGGAAGUGUUGCAGAGAAGAAAGGGACCUGUAGAAAACUGCGAGAGCACAUGGAAGCUCUGGAGAAAGAGACUGCUGCCAAACUAGCAGAGAUGGGCCAAUAUAAUAAAGACAUGCAGGAACUAAGAGAAAGCCAGAGAAAUCAGCAGGCAGCGCUUGAAAAACUCAGGAGCAUCAAAGAGGAGAAGCAGCGUGAGCUGAUCCGACGGAAGGAGCAGGAAGAGGAGAAAAGGAGGAGGGAAGAGGAGAGGAAACGACAGGAGGAGGAAAGGAAGCGAAAAGAUGAAGAAGAAAAUCAACGGCGUAUUAAGAUGGAAAAAGAGCGUCAGUGGCAGGAGAAGGUGAGGAGAGAUGAAGAAGAGCGACAGAAGAGGCUCCAGGAGGAAAGAGAGGCCAAACAGAGGGAGGAAGAAGAGAGAGAAAGACAGGCUAUCAUCCAAGCCGCCAAGGAGCAGGCAGAACGAGAGCUCAGAGCAAGGGAGACGGCCGAGCAGAAGAGAAGGGAGGAAGAUGAGAGGAAAAGAGAAGAGGAGGAGCGCCAGAGGCAAGCAGAGAGACGGAGGCAGGAGGAGGAGAGGAGAAAACUGGAGGAAGAGAGGAGGAAACUAGAGGAAGAGAGGAGGAAACUGGAGGAAGAGAGGAAGCUAGAGGAGAGGAGAAGAAGGGAAAAUGAGGAACGGAAGAGGUUAGAAGAAGAGAGGCGAGAGGAGGAGCACAGAAGGGAAAAGGAGGAGGAAGGGAAGAGGAGACAGAGGGCAGCCGACGCAGCUCUCCGAGAUGCGGAGGAGAGAAGAAAGCGAGAGGAGGAGGAGAGAAAGAGGAGACAGGAGGAAGAAAGAAAAAAGAAAGAGGAGGAUGACAGGAGGAAGCGGGAAGAAGAGAGGAAAAGGCUUCAGCAGCAGCAGGAGGAGAAGAAAAGGGCAGAUGAGGAAAGGAAAAGAAAGGCGGAGGAAGAGGAGAAGAGAAAAGCUGAAGAGGAGAGAAAGAGGAAGGAAGAAACUUCUCAACAAAAGCAACCAAACGGAGGGAAGCUGGAUAUUCAGGAGAAGCUGACAUCGCUGCUGAGAGGGCUGGAGGAGAGAAAGGGUGGACAGCCAAAGGCCACGCAGCACAGGAAGUCGGCUUCUCUUACAGCCUUCAAGGCGCUUUAUCCAUUCAACGCUCGAAACAACGAAGAACUCAGCUUCAAUGCAGACGACAUCAUUGAGGUUGAUGAGACUGCAGAGCGGGAGCAAGGCUGGCUGUACGGCAGCAAGCAGGGGAAGAUGGGCUGGUUCCCAGAGAGCUACGUCGAGAGAGCAGCGCCAUCAGACACGACUAAUAAUACGCCUGCAGUUCCUUCUAAAAUACCACUCCAGUCACAGCUGUCUAACGCUCUGGAAGCUGCCAAGGCGGCAGGGACAAAGUCAGCCUUCACACCCACACACUCCCCGAACCCUGCACCCUCUGAGACGCAUGGACAGCAUUUGGUGGGUAACCUGGUGGCUCAGGCUCUUUGCUCCUGGACGGCAAAGACAGACAACCAUCUGAACUUCAAUAAGGACGAUGUUAUUCAAGUGCUGGAGCAGCAGGAGAACUGGUGGCUGGGAGAGCUCAAUGGGGAACGAGGCUGGUUCCCCAAGACAUAUGUGACCCUGCUGGGAGAAGAGGAGAGUGCGGACAUGAAGAGCUCAUCAGUUGAUGCCCAAGACUCUGGUGACAGCCUUCAGUUUGAAGAGUAUGUGGCAUUGUACACGUAUGAGUCUCCAGAGCUUGGUGAUCUGACGUUUAGAGAAGGGGACGUGAUCCUGGUGGGCAAGAAAGAAGGAGAGUGGUGGAACGGCUCUAUAGGAGACCGCAAGGGCCUCUUCCCCAGCAACUAUGUCAAACCUAAAGAGACAGAUACAUCAAGUGCAUCUGGAAAGAAAAAGCCAGAAAUCGCUCAGGUCAUUAGAGCCCACUCCUCUGCUGGACCCGAGCAGCUGAAUCUGGAAAACGGCCAGCUCAUCCUCGUCCUUGGGAAGAGCGCCUCUGGCUGGUGGCUCGGAGAACUUCAGGCACGUGGUAAGAAACGUCAGAAGGGCUGGUUCCCUGCCAGUCACGUUAAAAUAUUGGGAUCCAACAGCGGCAAAUCCACACCAGCACCCCAAGCAGUCUGUCAGGUGAUCGCCGUAUACGAUUACUCAGCGGCCAACCAGGACGAGAUGAGUUUCUCUAAAGGGCAGCUGAUCAACGUUUUAGACAAGAGUAAUCCAGACUGGUGGAAAGGAGAAAUCAGUGGGGUCACAGGACUGUUCCCCACCAAUUACGUUCAGAUGACAACGGCGGAGUGUGACCCCAGCCAGCAGUGGUGUGCAAACCUGAACAGUCUGGACUCUCUGAGUCCUCAGGAGAGGAAAAGACAGGGUUACAUCCAUGAGCUGAUACUAACCGAGGAGAAAUAUGUGGAAGACUUGCAGAUUGUGCUGGAGGUUUUCUACAAGCCCAUGUCCGAGUCUGGAAGGCUGAAUGAUUCAGAGAUGACGAUGAUCUUUGUCAACUGGAGAGAGCUUCUGGCCUGCAACACGAAAUUUGUCAAGGCUCUCCGGGUUCGUAAGAAGACAAGCGGGGACAACAUGCCGGUGCAGAUGAUUGGAGAUAUCCUGGCAGCCGAGCUGUCCCACAUGCAGCCCUACAUCCGCUUCUGCUCAUGCCAGAUCAACGGCGCGGCGCUGCUUCAGACUCGCACCGACAACGAGCCGGAUUUCAAGGAAUUCCUCAAGAAAAUCGCCACAGACUACCGGUGCAAGGGCAUGCCACUGUCCAGCUUCCUGCUGAAACCCAUGCAGAGGAUCACACGCUACCCACUGCACAUCAGAAACAUCCUGGAUUGCACUGCAGAGGGCCAUGCUGACAGAGGCCCCCUGAAAGAGGCUCUGGAGAGGGCUGAGGAACUCUGUCAACAGGUGAACGAGGGUGUGAGGGAGAAGGAGAAUUCUGAAAGACUGGAGUGGAUUCAGAAUCACGUGCAGUGUGAUGGCGCUGCAGAGUGUUUGGUUUUUAACUCUCUCACCAACUGUUUGGGCCCCAGAAAACUGCUGCACAGUGGCAAGAUGCACAAAGUGAAGAGCAACAAGGAGCUUUGGGCUUUCCUCUUUAACGACUUCCUGCUUUUAACUCACGCGACAAAGCAGUUCACUUCAUCUGGGCCUGAUAAACUGUUCAGCAACAAGAACAAUGUACAGCUAAAGAUGUAUAAACCGCCUGUUCUUCUAAACGAAGUCCUGGUGAAGCUUCCAGAUCCCUCCAGCGACGAGCCCAUCUUCCACAUCUCGCACAUCGACAGGGUGUACAUCCUCCGGACCGACAACAUUAACGAACGGACAGCGUGGGUCCAGAAGAUAAAGACGGCGUCUGAGGAGUUUAUUGACACGGAAAAGAAAAAAAGGGAAAAAGCUUAUCAGGCCCGAUCUGUGAAGGCCAGUGGAAUCGGCAGACUUCUUGUCACCAUCUUGGAAGCCAUUGAACUCAAGGCAGCAAAACCCAACGGUAAAAGUAAUCCUUACUGCGAAGUGGCCAUGGGAGCUCAGACAUUCACAUCCAGGACACUCAACGACACCGUGAAUCCCAAGUGGAGCUUCACCUGUCAGUUUCACAUCAAAGACCUGUACCAGGACGUCCUCUGCAUCACCAUCUUUGAAAGAGACCAGUUUUCACCUGACGAUUUUCUGGGCCGGACGGAGGUUCCCGUGGCAACCAUAAAGAAGGAGCUGGAGAACAAAGGACCCGUGACUCGACGUCUUCUACUGCACGAGGUUCCAACGGGGGAAGUGUGGGUUCGCCUUGACCUGCAGCUGUACGGCAGCAAGUAACCAUGCUGGAGGAGCUGAAGUCAUGCGUUGUGUCCACUUCACAGGCACCAAAAUAUGAGCUGUUAACCAAAUAAGACGGGCUGCUUUUUUCACAUGUACAGACUUGCAUGGUUUCUCUCACAUGCAUAAUCUGGACUCCAAGGAGAUGCCUCAAAAGAAAAAUACUAGUAAUUUCUGAACUGUUUCACAAAUGAUGCCUUAAAAGUAACAAUAACCAGCACUAAAAUUACCUCCUCUGUCAUACAGACCCCCCUGCAGGCAUUAGGGCUUGUUAGACAUCAGACAACAGUCAAAGUCUUGUCUUUUUGCCAUCUAGAAGACAUCAGGCGGGAAGAGCAGCAUGACCCGUUCAGCGGUUUGUAUCUAAGCUAUAUUUACACUCUUGAGUGCUUAAGAGAGAGAACCUAGCCACACGACCACGACCCUCUUAAGCAACGGAGACACUGUUACAAAGCUGAAUGUGGGUCAAAUGGACAGUGGCCACUUGGAAGUAAAUUAUUUUCAAACUACAAUAAAACCAUGCCCGCUCCUCUGUAGUAUUAAUACCUUGCCAAGUCUUCUCAACCAAGGCCAUCCAAGUAACGAGUGUUUUAUCCUAAUUAUCAAGACAUGUAAAAGUUGAGAUUUUUUUAAAUUUAAAAUACAUUUUUUCUUUCUUCCUUUUUGGCCUGAGGUGAUGGUUACUGAUGGCUUUUGAGAAGCUGCGCUGGCCUGAUUUCUGAGCUGUCACUGAUGAUCAUCACUGUCUGGCUCAGUGUCGUCCUCACAGAGAGACAUUAAAGGUGUCCAGCAGAAGAUGACAGAUGAUGGACAGCAACAUGAAAUGCAUCAGACAACUUGAAGAGGAAGUUUUAGUUUGUAGCUCUGGUCUGGAGUCGGUUUACUACUGUACACAAAGAUCUCAGGAUGUGUUGUUCUGGGUCCAGUCUGCGUCACUGCAACAAUACUUAACUUUCUUUUCUUAUACGGUGUGCGUGUGUGAGGAUUUUUGAAAUGUAGACAUAAUGAAAGAGAAACAUACUAUCCUACAUUUGAUGCUGCAGCUUUUGAAGUUAGCUGCAACUCCUGGCUUCAAUGCAAGUCAUCUUUUAAAGUCUUUUCGGUUUUUAAGAUCAUCGGUUUCAUUGGGAUGACGUUGGGUGUAAUAAUGGUCGUCUAGUUUGCUUUUCAGUCAAAGCCAAGUGAUUUUGAAUGACAGGGUAAUAUGAUUUAAAAAAAGGACGUCCGCAAUAUUAAAGAGCAUUUUCUUAGAUUGUGUUUUGCUUUUUACUCUUUAAACUACUGGACAUAUUUAAGUGUCUUUCUCUAGAUUCUUCCUCAUAUACAGCAAUACAGUUGAUUUAUGUUUCCUCAAAGUUUUUCUUUAUAAAUACAUGGGAUGAAAGAUUUAAAGAAUAAAAGUUUUUCUUUUGGGCGUAAAUCGUACAUUUGUGUUGUAUUGGUUGAAUUUUAUUCUAUUUUCAGCCUUGUUUUUACUCUGUUGUCCCGGGCUCGGUUUCUUUUUCAACUACCUUUCCUCUGGACAGAACCAGAAUAGUGUUGUAUUUAUUUCUUAAUUUAUGCGUGUGACCAUCCGAAAGCUUGGAUCGCUUCUGCUGUGUCGUCUCGGAUAAUCAGUUGGGUCUCAUUGGGGUUUUUCUUUCUUUUCUUUGUUUUUACACAUGUGAUGUCACUUAAUAAAACGUGGACUUUACGGUUUUUGUUAAUGUUUUGACUUCUUUUGGUAGAAGACUGGGUCAGCAGUCUUAUUUUUGAGGCCACAAACUUUUCUUCUGUUCCUUUAUCCACUUUGUCUUGCUCAAUCAGUUUGUUUUUUUGAACUUGUAGAAACAUAUGCAACGCCUGGACGGCCUCUCUGGUCUGCCUGGUUGGGUCAAAAUCUUUUAGUUUAACUUUUUAGUUCUCUUUUGCCUCUUUAAUCUAAACUGUCGGUCUCUAACCUGCUGUUUGUACUUACUUUGACCUCUACAUGACACCAGGGUUUUUGAAGCCAAAAUA